This is a messenger RNA of Danaus plexippus (monarch butterfly), 6513 nucleotides long. RefSeq names its product SCY1-like protein 2 (gene bma). Gene Ontology annotation, molecular function: ATP binding; protein kinase activity. The record is from RefSeq and is a predicted model, not a curated record. NCBI's taxonomy places the organism in Eukaryota, Metazoa, Arthropoda, Insecta, Lepidoptera, Nymphalidae. Gene Ontology annotation, biological process: protein phosphorylation. Bases 70 to 2763 code for a protein of 897 amino acids. The transcript has 15 exons.
GUCAGUCGAUAUUCAGCAUCGAAAUCCGGUCAGCAGAUUAACUUCUCUGGUGAAGAGUUGUUGUCCAAGAUGGCGGCUAUAAUAUCAAAACUAAAAAGCAGCACUUCUAGCAAUCCGCCGUCAUUGGAAAGCAACCCAAUAUUGCAGUACUUUGAAGUCGGGCAGGAAAGCAGCUGUGCUGGACCUGGACUGGUUUGGAGAGUUCAUGACGCGUAUAGGAAGAGCGACGGCAAGGAGUGCUCUGUGUUUGUUUUCGAUAAACGCAUAGCGGAUAAACUGUAUAAGCCGAAAAGGAAGGACAGCAUACUAGACCGGAUAAAAGCAUGCGUCAUAACUCUCGACAACAUGCGUCAUCCAAGAAUGCUCCAAAUCAUACAUUCGCUUGAAGAAAAUAACCACACCCUAGCAUUUGCGUCAGAAUGGGUGUUCGCCAGUCUUCAUAACAUCUUGGCGUGGCACGAGGCCACACCACCACCUCCCACCACGGGGUCACCGGUGAUUCCCCACCAAAUAAUACUGAGCCCCCCGACAGCCCAAGUGAUACAAACCUCGGCGCAGCAAAGACCGCCUUAUGCCAGAGAAUACCACUUCCUAGACAUCGAAUUGCGCUUUGGAUUGCUUCAGAUCAUAGAGGCACUGAACUACUUGCACUACACUGCAAGGCAGAUACAUCGGAACAUCUGCCCUCAGAUAAUCAUUGUUACCAAACGUGGGACUUGGAAGCUCUUUGGACUGGAAUUUGUCGAAAAUAUAAAUCAUGAUCCGCUGGACAUGAUCAGCGUGCCGCCGUGGUCCAUAAAGGUUGCGAAGAUAUGUCAACCGAACCUCGAUUAUUUGGCUCCCGAGGUGCAACUCAGCGGUCAUUGCAACAUCCUAUCUGAUAUGUUCUCAUUGGGACUGAUUAUUUGCGCUUUGUUCAAUAAUGGCAAGUCGCUGCUGCAGACAAACAACAAUCCCAUGCUGUAUCUGAGACAGAUUGAAUUUUUGGAUCAGCAAGUGAAUGAGGUGCUGCCUGACGUACCAUCCGGCUUGCAGGAAGCAGUCCAGCGUCUACUCUCACGGGACCCACAUCCUCGCCCGACCACUCAGCUGUUGCCGCUUAUAAACUUCUUUAAAUGCCAGAGUGAACCGGCAAUCCAGGCAAUGCAGUUCUUAGACGUCAUUACUAUCAAAGAUUUUGUACAGAAGGGCAACUACUACCGCGGACCUUUGUUAGAAGCUCUACCGUUUAUACCAAAGAAACUUCGAUGGCAGCUCAUCUGGCCAGCGAUACUGAUGGAAAUUAAAACACCUGAAGUGUUGGCGUCAGUCCUGAUACCAAUGAUGUGGAUAACGAACGAGGCGACCCCUGAGGAGUUUGAGGAGUUCAUUAUGCCAGCAUUGAAGAGCUUGGAAUUUCAAAAUCUCAUGAAUCAAACAAAAACGGUCCCAGCCGUUGUAACUUUUAUGGAAAACUUACAUAUUGUAAUGCGCAAAUGCUCUAUUGAAGAUAUCAAUAGAGAAAUUUUACCGCUAAUAUAUUAUGCCAUGGAUAACAGUAGCAGUCUGGUACAGACCUCAUCGUUAAUUGCAAUUCAGAAUACAGCAGACUUGCUGAGUGACAAAGUAUUGCAUUAUGUUAUUUUGGGCAAAGUCAAGACAUUAUUGGAAAGGAAUCAAAGCGAUGUGAAAGUGAUUAGUCUCAUUCUUGGUAUUUACGAGAAGGUGCUUACACGUCUUGAACGAAAUCAUAUUCUAGAGGCUGUUAUUCCGACACUACUAGCUAUGAGACUCAGUGACCCGGAUAUCAUAACCCGAGUUGUCAAGUUGUAUAAAUCUAUGCUGGUAGAGAAAAAAUUCGGAUUGACAACAAACGUUAUGGCUACGAAGAUGAUACCAUCGUUGGCCCCACAGACCGUUAACCCUACUUUGAGUAUUGAACAAUUUUCGAGCCUUAUGGAGAUUUUAUACGAUAUGCUGGAGAACAUUAAUAAGUAUCAGCGUGGAAAGUUGAAGUCAGAAAAUGUUGUGGCUCCCAGCCCUGAACGUAGGGCUCUACGCCACCAAACAAGCACUGAUAACGUGAACGCACCACCGUUUAACAUACCCAACUUGCGUGUCGAACAACGCAAGACAUCUAGCGCCGAAGACAUGGCCCGCAAGAAUUCAGUCACUGCACCCCCUCCUACUACUAGCGCAACUGGAAGUGCAACCGGUUUUAAGAGUACAGGUAUUGGACAGUGGUUCUUUGGAUCUAGCAAUUCGACAAACAAUGAUAGCAACUUUUUGCGCGUGGCAAGCGUAUUCCCGAACCGCCGCUUAUCCGAUAACACUUUGAUGACACCGAAAAUUAAAAUUGCUCCGUCAUGUGCGUCAUCCCCCGGUGGCACCCCUGGCAGUACAACUGGGUUGCCAACACGUCGUCAUUCUAGUAUUGGACCUCAGGAACGCCGUGGGUCUGCUGUGAACCUGUCACCACCGACAGGUGGAUCGAUGCCAAAUACUUCGUCCAGCGUCCCAUUCUUGCUGACAUCAUCAAUGCAGUCUAUUCGGUCUCGACGACCUUCAGCGUGCCUCAGCGGCUCCCAAGGCUCCAGCAUCUUGCAGCAGAUCAGCAGCGGCAUGGUAAGGCACUUGCCGGCAGGCUCCCAUUGCAAUGUACCGCACGCCCAACAACCCUGGGGGACGUUGCAGGGCGCCACGUCAGCCGGAUACAGCGCUUUGCGGCACACGGCGAUGGCAGUCAGGAAGUGCCCCUCACUUAAUAUCACACUAACGCGUUAAAUCGGUUUGGCCGUUCACUCGUAACCGACGAUAUGGCGCCCUACAUACCGAUCAGCAAUAUCGUCCGCGUACAAGUGGAAAGGCGAAGGCGUCGCACCAAUCGGCCAUCCGAAACCGUGCGGCGUUGCUAUUUUACCAACUUCUCAUUCAUUCUAUCAAUUAAUGAGUAUCUGUAGUUGCAGUAUCAGUGUUGUAAACGUCACGUCACAUUCUUAGUUUCAUUUAGCAUGGGAUGCUUGAACUAUUUUUCCUAGGUCAUUUUAAUUUACAUUGUAAGACUGAUUAUCAACAAUGUUUAGUUUAUUUACAAUUUUUUUUUAUUUGUUUCAAAAGUAUGUUGCUUUAGAAUGACGUGGAUAAGUAAGCUUUAAUUGGUAUAGUGUGGACACGUUUAUUUCCAUCAAAACAAAGUAUAAUGAAAUGUCCAAUUAUAUUAAAGUAUUAGAAAUUUUAAUAAAUUAAAAAUGUAUAAAAAUUUUAUCAAAGUAACGGUAUAUAGCCACCUGUUGGGUAUGGUGCUGUGAUAUGGUGUUGUUAUAUGCAUUAGAAAAUAUAUUUACAACAUCUUCUGUUAUAAAAUAUUCGUUUCUACAAUUAUAUAUACACUAUAUACACUAUAUAAAAUUCAAUAUAAAUUAACCUGUUAAUCUUCAAAAAAACCUGAUAAAUAAACUGUCAAUCAGAGGCUCCAAUAGCUAUGUAUAAACUUAAUAAUAAACCAUCACAAACUGUCUAUAUUACUUAUUAAAAUAUUUUUAUUUUAUUAAGAUGAGAAAAUAUUAAAUUACGUCAUCUAUUUUCUGAAUAUAAUUAUAACAGAAUUAAGAAAAUAAAUUUUAUUUAAAAUAUAAUAUGAUAGUAUAGUAACGUAAUAUAUAACAUUUUGACUUGUACUAAUGAUGAUGCCAUUAUCAUUAUUUACGUUUACGUUUUCAGUUAAUAAAGUCUGUUAUUUAUUUCACAUUCGACCAUCAUAACGAUUAUCAUCUACUUACAUUUUUUUUUUAUUUAAUAUCAUUUUAAAUAAUUAAGUGUGGAAAAACAAAAUAAAUUAUAACAUGCCUGUUCUAUACUUAAAGAUAUACUUUUAGCAGACACCACUCGCUUCCAUCCUUAUGUCGCCACAGGAUCGUAAAUUAACUUUAUCAUAGCGCUGUAAAUAUCGAAAUGUUAAGGUUCCUUCAAGAUUGCAUAAUUAAAACUGUCUAAGUUUUAAAAAAAUGUAAGUGGGUACGGUUUAAAACAUUAUGUAGAAACUCGCAUACCGAUCAGUAGUGCAGAGUAAAAAUGCUUUUAGUUUUGCCAUGUUCAGUGUUUACAGUAUUUCAACGAGGACAUUCUAUCAUAUUAGAAUCGUAGCAUCAUAGCAAGCCUCGGAGCGAGCGGGCGGAACCGCGCGAUUCGUCUCGCUAACCUCCAAAUUUACUAGCGUUACAUGGCUCGAGUUUAUAAUCAAACCUCAUUUUAUGUAUUUAAAUUAGUUGUCAAAUUAAGUUGUACUCAAAAUGAAAACCAUCGCAGCAGAACAUUUAGCACAUGUGGACUAAAAAAUAAUCGCAUUGUAUUGAAAUAUCGAUACGAGGCGAUCUACUAGCUUGAGCCAGCUAACGUUAAUAAAUCGAACCUCAGGUGAGGCGCGCUUGGGUUUUAAUCAGUUAUUAUGGUUGCUUCCAGCACCAGCUGUUUUCUGGACGUACGUAAGAAUUUGAUUAACGGGUUGGCGCUGAAGCGUGCGGCUUCCGUCGGCGCCUCGCUUCUACCGCGCUCGCUGCACUCAUUCUCCAUUAAAUACCAUCUAACACACCACAUCAUACACGCUUAGUGAACUCGCGAUCCCUCUGCAUGAACAUUAAAGUUCUGUUCAAGGUACCAUAGAUUCUCUCACUUGCAUUACCAACGCGACGGUACACACACAAGUUACGCUUAUGCACGAUGUUAACCACAUUUAUCUCAUACCUGAUAAUACUUGGGUGUAUUACGUUUGAGGAAAGAAAUCUUGAGGGAAUCGUUAUGUUUUAUUCACAUAUAUAUAUGUUUAUAUAUAUAUUAAUUCAUUUUUUUCAAACUUCCACAGCUCCAACAUAUUUCAUAUGUUCUAUGAAAAUUUAAGAAAUUUUAUACACAAUCGUGGAUGAAAUUUAUAUAUUUAUUGAUUCAUUAAAUAUAAAAUUUCGUAGACAUAUCUAUUAUUGAACAAUUGGACACGUCCCUGAAAAUUUUCUCAUUUAAAUAUUUAUACAUUCAAAAGAUAAAUGAAAUAUAAUUGGAAACUAGUUAUACUGUGAUUGUGAUUUAUUUUGGAAAGGGAUUAUAUGUAGAUGUAAUGGUACGUUGUAAGAAAUUCCACAAAGUGAGAAAUAUAUAUAUAAGUCAAAUAGAUUGGCAUUUGAUAAAGUCGUAAUUCUAUAAAUUUAUGAUGACCAUAAAAUUGUUUCAUAAUAUUAUUAUUAUUCUAAACCUACAAAAUAAAACUAUUGCCUUCGACAUUGCUAUACCUAUAUUAAUAUUAUCAGGAUGUGAAAAAUUAGUGUUCGUCGAAGAACGUCUAGGUCUUAUAUCGUGAAUUCGAAUGUGAUGUAGUUAGUCAUCCGAAGGAUAUACUUUCUAUCUAUAAGAUUUUUUUAUUUAUUGUAUUCAAAAUAUUUUAUUAUUAAAAUUUUCACUUUAUAAAUCUUUAAGGUGUCGGUGCCUCUAUAUUAUAAUUGUAUAUAAAUGGUAUGAAGUAAAUAUUUUGAAAGGCAACAUACAAUUUACAUUUAUUUUAACAAAUACUACUAUUUACUUUGGAUGUAUCAUCUUCUACGGGUUGUGCUGUUUGCUCACAGUUAGUUUUUAAACAUUUAUGUCCUUUAUGAGCAUCUUGUAAACCAAAUACUGUUAGAAACUUUUAUUAUAUCUAGUGGUUAGAAUUUACUCAAUCGUGCUACCUUGUGAUCUCUUUCUAUAAUGUCUUGAAUACGAUGAAUCCGAGGCGGGAAUAUUUCCAAAACUAUUAUUGUCGCUUCAACUUCUCGCCUUGAAGAUGGGUUCAUUGUAACUAAUUAUAAGUAGAACACUAUCGACUUUGAGCUUUAUCCUUUAUAGGUAUGGUAUUUCCUAACGUUUUUAUUUUAUAAAAAAAAAACUCAAUUUUAUAUUAUAUAUUGUAGGCAAUAUUGCAUUAGAUUAUACCUGACUGCUAUUUUCUCUACACAAUAUUUCUAUACGCUAUUCCAGUGUCCUUAGCAUCUAACUCUUCAAUGUAUUUUAAAUAUACUGAGGGUUAUUUACAUUACUAUUGAUAACUGCCAACAUUGGAUAUUGAUAUUCAAUCGGUAGUGUAAAGGAUCCUGCGGAUUUAGAUCCAUAAAAUACAUAUUUAUGAUUAAAAAUUAUUAAGGAAUAAAUCUAUUUAUCAAACUGCAUGUCGAUGUUAUUACAGUGUAAUUUUAAACAAUGAUGAUAUAUAUGAAAUCAAUUGUGAGUAGAUCUGGAGUUAUUAGUAAUACCUACACUAACCGAUGCAAUGUGUAUUUAUCUGUCGCAACUUUGCGUUCUAUAUAUAUAUCCUGAUAUAGAAUUACGCAGUCAAAACUGCUUAAGUAUUUAAAUUAAAAACGACACGUCUUCUAUAUUUAGCACUAUGAAUAUAUUUAUUACAAUGAUAAUCAAACUAAAUGUAUUAUGUCAAAAAAUAAUAUAAUUAUAAUACUAUUUUGAAUGUUUUCAACUCAUAGAUUUAUUUUGUUGUCACUUGCCGUUCGAUGUAUG